Phycomyces blakesleeanus NRRL 1555(-) is the source of this 306-nucleotide messenger RNA. RefSeq lists its product as hypothetical. NCBI's taxonomy places the organism in Eukaryota, Fungi, Mucoromycota, Mucoromycetes, Mucorales, Phycomycetaceae. The transcript has 4 exons. The record is from RefSeq and is a predicted model, not a curated record. Bases 1 to 306 code for a protein of 101 amino acids.
AUGUCUAUCUCUAAUAACAACCAAAAAAAUACAAAUGCUCAGUUUGCACAAUUCAUUACAAAGAAUUUGUUAUGUUAUAAUAAUAAUAAUAAUACAUUGCAAACAGAAGAAGAACCCGUAGUGAAUGACAUUGACAUGUACAUUGAUAUGGACAUUGAUGUUAACAAUGUCAAAGAUCAAAUUGAAUCUGAUUCUCGGUUUGGUUCCGAAAGUGAUAAUGAAGUUGAAAGCACUGAGUCAAUUGAUUCUGACAGUUCAGAUGAUUCUGAUAAUUUUGAAGAUGAGUUUGAAGGCAUUGAAGAUUAG